Messenger RNA from Fonsecaea erecta, 423 nucleotides. RefSeq lists its product as hypothetical. Lineage: Eukaryota; Fungi; Ascomycota; Eurotiomycetes; Chaetothyriales; Herpotrichiellaceae. The record is from RefSeq and is a predicted model, not a curated record. The transcript is spliced from 2 exons. The coding region runs from base 1 to 423 and encodes 140 amino acids.
AUGGCUCCUGCUAGCGGAAGCCCCGAUGACUUCAACUUUAUCAUGACAUGUCUGAAACAUGUAGAGACGAAGCCCAAGAUCGACUUUGACGAAGUCGCGAAGGAGAUAGGAGCAAAGAGUGGCAGCGCAUGCUAUCACCGUCACUGGGGUAUCAUGAAAAAAUGGGGUCUUGCCGGUGGGAGUGGCAGAGGUCGCCAACCGGCUUCAGCCACUGCUGACAAAGUUACCACGUCUCGCAAGCGCAAGGUCAAGGACGAGGAGAACGGCGACGGAGGCCCGGCGGCCAAGAAGGCCAAAGCCGCGGCCAAGAAGAAAGCCAUGCAGCCAAAGGUCGAGGAAGUGAACUCCGAAAACGACACUAAGGACGAAAAGCAAAGCAUCAAGUCAGAAGUCGAGGACGAACUCGAGGACGAAGAGGAAUGA